AAAAAAACACGCACACACACACACAAAAGUUACACACAGUUACAAACAUCACACAAAACACAAACAGAGCCUGUGAACAACAAGUACAUAAAAGAUGAAAGGUGCAAUUUUCACCCAGGGGAGUUUGUCAUAGGGAUUUGUGCCCUUUGCUUGAAUGAAAAGCUCUUAAUUUUAGCAUCCAAACAGGGCCCUAAUCAUCUCCACCGCCAAACGCACAAGAAUUUCAGCACGAAGCAGAAAAUAUCACCAGCAGCUAAAAUCAAAAAGAUUUUUUCUUUGCUCAAUCUGGUUGAGCCCAGAAAGCGAAAAUCGGAUCACAACUGCCACAGUUCAUAUUCAGCUAGCCCAGAUGACUCUUUCAUAUCAUUCAAGAUUGAAGACAAUGGUGAUGCCUCAUGGGAUAAAGGGAGCAAAAUCCCCAAAAUCCCCCUGGACCAGCAAUGUGAGGAGGCCAAUAAGGUCAAACGUGUCGUUGAACACGCAAAGCCACGUGUGGUGCUGAAGUGGCGGAGGCGGAUUGGUCACAUAUUCCAGGUCAUCAGAUUGAAAAAGCCCACCAAAGGCAGUAUGUGGCAUGUGAGCACAAAGCGUAGGAGGAGUAAAGGUUAACUAAUAUUGGUAUUAUAUGGGAUAAUUGAGUGUAAAGGUUUGAAUAGACAGAGAUAUGGGA
This is a messenger RNA of Striga asiatica, 670 nucleotides long. NCBI's taxonomy places the organism in Eukaryota, Viridiplantae, Streptophyta, Magnoliopsida, Lamiales, Orobanchaceae. The record is from the annotation of a GenBank genome assembly.